UUUCUCUCUCUUCACGCGCCUAGUUUCUCUCUCUCAAAACUCACACCAUUUUCACCGCUUCCACUCCGUCGGCAGUUGCAACGGAUCCGUAUUCAAUGCCCUCUCGCUUCAAUUUGUCUGGACGGAUCCAAAAAACUAAAACUAAAAAACUAAAAGAUUCUCUCUCUACAAACUCCGCAGCAUCUUGAUCUUGUUUCCAUUUUUUUUUUCUUACACUUGUUUAUGCUCCUGCAACUGAAGGCUACCGAUGGAUUCUUUGCUUGCUUCCUGCAUUUUUGAUCUCUAGCUUUGCUCUGGUUUUCAUGAACGUCUUUGGAGAUGGAGAUGGAGAUGAUUCGCCAUAAGCGGUACAAGGUUGCCAGUAAUGCUGAUCGGAGCUCCGGUGAGAGGUUUUCUCCUGUUAACCGUGGUUUACGAGCAGGGAGUAGAAAGAGUGAGAAACAGAGAAACUUACCGACAUUGGGCUCUGAUUCCGGUUCGAGCAGUAGUGGUGUUACUGAAGAUGAUCCGUUCACACUCGAGCUGGGGCGGAGAUCUUUUAAAGAUACGUUUGGAGCUCCAGUGAAGAAAUUAUUAGCAGAUGAAAUGUCCAAAGAAACUGAAAUGAAAAAGAGGUCGCCAGGCAUUAUCGCCAAACUGAUGGGUCUUGAUGGCAUGCCGAGGUCUGCUUACAGUCGACAAAAAUGUUCAUCAGAGGGCUAUGCACAGAGGUGUAUAUCAAAGGAGAAGGUGGGUAGGAGGGGCAUUUAUUUUGAUGGUCAAAUGACCAGGAGAAGCUCGAAGGGUCAACAAGAAUUUAAGGAUGUUUUUGAGGUCUUGGAAACUUCAAAGACAGACCAGAGUAGAAAGCCAGAUCAAGGAACCCCAAAAAUUGAGUUGACUGAAUCAGAAAUGGCAUUCAUUCGGCAGAAGUUCUUGGAUGCUAAACGCUUAUCAACUGAUGAGAAGUCACGUGACUCGAGGGAAUUUCAUGAUGCACUUGAUGCGCUAGAGUCAAACCGAGAUCUUCUACUGAAGUUUCUACAUCAACCAGGCUCACUGUUUGCUAGGCAUAUGCAUGAUCUGCGAGAUGCCGACUCCUAUUCUUGUCGUGGUUGCUUAACUGCUAUGGAGUCAUUGGACAAUAAGAAGGGUGACUAUCCUGUGCUUCGAGGCAACUCAGAGAGGGGAACUCCACAUAAGAAUAGUAGUAAAUCACAUUACACUCAGCGGGGCGGUCAUUCCAGCCACUCGGACAGUUCUUUCUCCGGUCAUUUUUCAAAGUCUUCACAAAUUUUGGAAAAGAAAGAUGAACUAGAACAUCUCCCUACGAGAAUUGUUGUUCUCAAACCAAACAUAGGCAAAGUGCAGAAUGCUAGAAAUAUUAUGUACCAUUCUCAUUCUUUUCAAGAAUGUUCAGAUCUUGGGGAGUUUAAAACUGUUGAAAGAACAAACAAGGAAUUUAGGGGAAAGAAAAACUCUCUAGACAAGAAAGUUGCAUCUAGGCACAAUGACAAAGAGUCCAGAGAAAUUCUUCAUGGGAGAACCCGGCAGAUGAGAAAAGAAGUUUGUACGUCCCCAGUGAAUUUAACAUGCUCCAGUUUUCAAGGAUAUGCUGGGGACGAGAGUUCUUGUAGCUUGUCUGGAAAUGAAUCUGCAGAAGAACCAGCGAUGAGGUCUGCUGCUUCAAAAAGUUUUGUAAACUUGAAUAUGGGAUAUUCACAAUCAUCUUCUCGUCAUAAAGAAUCUUCUAUCAGUAGGGAGGCAAAGAAAAGACUCACUGCUAGGUGGAGAUCCUCUCGAAACUCUGAGAAUAAGGGAGCUGUUUGUAGAAGCAGCACCCUGGCUGACAUGCUAGCUUCCACUGAUAAGGAAGUUACACUUACACAACAUUCGGAUGCACGAAUUACAGAGGGAUUCACAGAUAAAUUCUCUAAUGAUGAGCAAUCUGAUAGGGAGGUUGAACCUUUGGGCAUAAGCAGCAAUGAUGGCUGGAAGGAUGACUGUAGCCAAUUAAGCAGGUCGAAAUCUCUUCCAUCUUCAUCAACUGGAUUUGGAAGCCCCAAAACAGUGCACCGAUCUAAGGGCACCAACAAGCAUCUAAUCUCAAAAGAGAGUAAACAGGAAAAUAAUGAGGCUGUAAAAAGAAUUUUUUAUCAGAGGGAAUGGCCACCAUGUCAUAAAUCACCACCCAGCAAGAUAACAUCAGAUUGUCUGCUGCCUUCAUUCAUGGAAAGUGAUGACAUGUUACUGCAAGCUCAAGUAAACCCGUAUUGCAUGAACACCCACUCUCUUGACAAUGGUUCAUAUGAAAUGACUGUCACGGAGUUUGGGGCCUCCUGUUCCAAUGUCGAUGAUAGAAGUCCAAUAUCUCAAAGUACUGAGAAUGUCGGAGAUGUCUACACAACGAUGUUCCCUGAAACACCUGUGUUAGAAUUGGAGUCAUCGGAGUACAUGUCAACAGUUGGAAAUUCUUGUGUUAACGACCAAGACAAUAUAAUACAAGAGGAAGGGCCAUCAGUAGAAAGUCCAGUGCCCUCACACAAAUCUGUAGCUGGGCUUGAAUCUCCAAGUUCGAAGGAGGCUGAUCAACCAAGUCCAGUUUCAGUUCUGGAACCUGCUUUUGGAGAUUAUCUCUCAUCAUCUUCUGAAUGUUUCGAGAACGUCAGCGCCGACCUCCAAGGCCUUCGAAUGCAGCUUCAGCUACUCAAAUUGGAAUCCGAACCAUUCACUGAGGGACACAUGCUCAUAUCCAGUGACGAAGAUGCAACAGAACUAUCUUCUGGGCUACCGGAUGAUGAGAAGGGUCCGUGCAAAACGAAAGAUAACUGGGAGUUCUCUUAUUUACUCGACAUCUUGACCGAUUCUGGCCUCAAUGUUGCCAACCCAGGUGCGUUAUUAGCUACUAUAUGCUCAUCAUCCGAUUGCCCUAUCAAUCCAAAGAUUUUCGAGCAGCUUGAGAAAAAACAGAGCUGUCCUUCCUCCACGACACGGUCGGAGAGGAGGCUGCUGUUCGACUGCAUAAACUCAGGAAUCUUGGAGAUUGGCCGAGAGCUCAGUGACCUUCACCCAUGGGUGAGGCCUUCAAAAACUCAGAUUGCAACGAAGUGGGUGAUGAAAAAUGAGCUCCAAAACAGACUCUGUAAGUUUCUUGACAUCCAAAUAGUUAGAUUUGAUGUAGUAGAGGAGUCGGAUUGGGAGAAUUUAGGGGAUGAAAUUGAUGUGAUAGGUAAGGAAAUUGAAAGGAUGAUGAUAAAUGAGGUUUUAGCGGAAGUAGUGAAGGAUGUGAUAUAGAGUUUUUUGUUUUUACGUUUUAAAGGUCAUUGGAGGAAGAAACGUGUGGAUGAAAUGUUGUGUUAGUUAGUUAAUCCCUCAUUUCUUAAGAAGGAUUCAAUAAAAUGAAUUGAUGACCUUACUUCUCACUC
Cucurbita moschata (crookneck pumpkin) is the source of this 3404-nucleotide messenger RNA. RefSeq lists its product as uncharacterized. The coding region runs from base 319 to 3273 and encodes 984 amino acids. The transcript is spliced from 5 exons. The record is from RefSeq and is a predicted model, not a curated record. NCBI's taxonomy places the organism in Eukaryota, Viridiplantae, Streptophyta, Magnoliopsida, Cucurbitales, Cucurbitaceae.